AUGACAGGAUUCUCCUUCCCACCGGACUUCACAAUUCCCACCCCACGUCUCCAAAUCAGCCCUUUCAACCCCACCGACCAGACCCACUGCGACUUCUUAGUCCAACUCUGGAAUACAGACGAUUUCAUCAACUCCUGCGGGAAAACCGGAGUCACCACACCAGAAAAAGCAUCCGCAUUCCUUGAGAAUAGAGUCUUGAAAAGCUACGCCUACCAUGGUUACGGGAUAUUCCUAGUCUCGCGACGGACCGACGAUGGUCUGCAGCCGAUCGGCACUGUAUCGCUCAUGAGGGGAAUUCCGCCAGGCCCACAGUAUCUUGCUCCAGAUAUCGGGUUUUCCAUUCUACCUGAGGAAGGUCGGAAGGGAUAUGCGACCGAGGCCGCGAAGGCUCUUAUGGAAUAUGCAAAUAAGACUCUUGGGGUGGAUGCUGUGUUUGGAUUCUGUUCGCCUGCGAAUCAGCGCAGUCGGGGUGCUCUGGAGAAACUUGGGAUGGAGUUUCGGGGUAUUAAGCCUUUGAAGGUUUUUGGUGAUGAGGAAAGUGCCGUGUAUGCUUUGCCGGGGAUGAGUGAGGAUUUGAGUGUUUAUAAUAUCGACUGA
Molecule: messenger RNA, 597 nt
Organism: Penicillium crustosum
Lineage: Eukaryota; Fungi; Ascomycota; Eurotiomycetes; Eurotiales; Aspergillaceae
Product: GNAT family N-acetyltransferase
Exons: 1
Coding region: 1-597 (198 amino acids)
Molecular function (GO): acyltransferase activity, transferring groups other than amino-acyl groups
Source: RefSeq, a predicted model, not a curated record